AUGAAAGAUCAGGUUGGAUUAUAUAAUCAAGAAAUGGGUUCUCAAGAAACGAUAACAACUUCGGACGAGAAGGUUUCGGGAAACCAGGAUGGCCAUUCGGUUGCUAACCAAGAGAGGGUAAGCGAAGAAGAUAAAGAGUCUGAAAACUCCAAAGAGGACGAGCAAACAGGAAAGUGCGAAAGCAAAGGGGGAGAAGAGAAAAAGUUUGAGAAGCCGCCAUUUUCGUACAAUGCUUUAAUAAUGAUGGCUAUUCGUGGGUCACCGGAGAAAAGACUCACUCUGAGUGGUAUAUACGAUUUCAUUAUGAAGGUCAGUAUCCAACGUGCUGUCUUUAUUUCACUACUUAGUUUUUUUUUACUCUUUCAGCUUUUAAUAUGAGUAAUAUUAUGAGUACAAUUGACAGUUAGUCAGUUUAACUGUGGAUUUUAUGUAAGGUAUAUCUAACCCAAAGUGGGUUAAAACAAAACGAGCUUGUUACAUUUCAGCGUAAUCCAAAAAACCCACCGGAUAGAAAAUUUAUCCAAAUUAGGCACUGAUAAUAUUAUUUAUUUGUAACGUUUACCGCAAAGAACAACGUGUAAUCGGCUCAUCAAUAUCAUGACUAAUUUGCGAAUUGACAUCUGGCCUUUCGGACUAAUUUGAUUAUCAAUUUUUUGUCCUUUUUUUUUUUUUUGGCAGAAUUUUCCGUACUAUCGUAAUAACAAGCAAGGUUGGCAGAACUCUAUCAGACACAACCUCUCGCUCAACAAAUGUUUCGUGAAAAUUCCUCGCCACUACGACGAUCCUGGUAAAGGCAAUUACUGGAUGUUAGAUCCUAGUGCAGACGAUGUGGUCAUCGGUGGUACGACAGGGAAGCUUAAACGACGAAAUCCUCCAUCGUCCAGAAACCGUAUAGCGCUAAAACGGCAACAGAGAAUCUCUCCAAUUCCAAGGUAUACUUUGGACCCAUCUCAAGCUGGUUUCUGUUCAAGUUUCUGGCCCUAUCCACCAUCCAUAUUCUCAGCGUCUUUGUCUCCGCAUAUGAGAAGAAACGACCUACUGGGAAUGUCAUGUACAAUGAACUGUAACUCGUCCCUCCCUCAUCCAACGCCAGUUCUUCCACACCCAUCUCCUAGCGUCCGAUGCCUUUUUUCUUCAUCACCAGAGAUGAGCCUUUCAAGCCGCUGCCACGGGUUUGGCGUUCUACCACCGUCUUUCCCUCAAAGUGGCCAUUUCCCCGUCAGCCAUGCACGUCCUACAAUGGAACCACAGUGGCCGAGUUCAAGACCGUCUUCCCCAUUUUCAGCAGACAGGUUCAUGACAAAUAGUGACUCUGUUUUCCCGUCUGCGUUCAGCACAGUACCUAAAAUACCAUUUGGUUCUCCUGCAUUACGACCUACCUUCUCUUUCUUAAAAGAAAACGCUUCUCCCGCUUCGCGCACCACUUUCCUGUCCGAGUGCAAAUAA
Messenger RNA from Pocillopora meandrina, 1446 nucleotides. The record is from the annotation of a GenBank genome assembly. NCBI's taxonomy places the organism in Eukaryota, Metazoa, Cnidaria, Anthozoa, Scleractinia, Pocilloporidae.